AUGUCUCGAAGCAAUGCCAGUGUACUUUGGGACUUUUUUACAAAAGAUACUACAACCAUGAAGGCCAAGUGUACACUGUGCGGUGACUUUUAUAGUUAUAAGACUACUACGGGAAAUCUGAAGAGCCAUUUACGUAAGAGACAUUUAGACGCAUAUGAAAGAGUCGCUUCGCAUCAAGGUGUAAUUUUACGGGAGAUGCGUUCUACACCAACGGCUGAGUCAGCGUCGCAACCACCGACGACAGCAGGGGCAAGUAGUAUCACACCACCUGCUGACGUCACCGGGUCAAUUCAUCAAUUUAGUCAGACUACUGCUGCACCUCGAGCUGCACCAUAUCCACAACAACAACGAAUGGACAGGUACGGUACAGCAAGAAAAAUAUCAGCUGAUCAAAAAAAAAAGAUUGAUAGAGAUCUACUGGACUUAUUCAUAGAAGGAUAUCAACCAUUUUCAAUAGUGGAAGAGAGAGCGUUCAAAAAGUUCGCAAGUUGGAUACCGGGAUACGUAUUGCCAAGCCGUCAAACUAUAUCUAACAUUAUGAUUCCCGCUCUUUACGAGCAAACUAAGGAAAAAAUAAAGGUAGAACUAAACUUGAUAAGAUCAAAUGAUCAUAUCAAGUUAUGCAUUACAACCGAUUUAUGGACAUCACGUGCAAACGAAAGUUAUAUUGCCGUGACAGGGCAUUUCAUAACAGAGCAAUAUGAAUUAAAAUCCAUUCUUAUGCAAUGCUCAAUUUUCGAUGAGGCUCACACCAGCGCGAACAUCCAAGAAAAAUUAUUAUCUAUAACUAACGAAUGGGGCCUGCGCUACAAAAUAAACUUUGUGAUAUCUGAUAAUGCCGCCAAUAUACAAAAGGCGAUUUCGGAAAUCGGGUGGAAACACUAUGGUUGCUAUGGGCAUUCGUUAAACCUUGUAGUACAAGACGCAAUUAAAAUGAUCGCCAUUAAUUUAGAAAAAAUAAAAAAAAUUGUGCGACAUUUCAAAACAAGCAGUAGUGCUCUUGAAAAGUUAUUAAAGGCCCAAACUAUAGAAAAUCCUAAUAAUAUUCCAAAAAGACUUAUACAAGAAGUACCUACGCGGUGGAAUUCCACAUAUUACAUGAUAAAUCGAUUUGUAGAACUCAAGGAUUUUAUCAGAGCCACAGUAGCAGUCAUUGAUAAAAAUCUGCCGAUUAUCACGAACGAAGAAUGGCAGCUGUUCGAAGAACUUAAAAAAAUCUUAAAGCCAUUCGAUGACGCUACACGUUCUUUGAGUGGUGAGAAAUAUAUGACUGGAAGCGCAGUAAUAGUCAUGACGAGAUGCCUCUUAACAGCCUGUGAGAAACUACUGCUAGAAAACUUUUCCCCAGUUGCAAUCACUGUUGUAAGAGACUUAAAGGAAGGAUUGAAGACUCGUUUCGCUGGAGUCGAGAAAAGCCGCACAUUUGCAAUUUGCACAUUUCUAGAUCCGCGUUAUAAAAUGACUGUAUUCAGUGACCAAAACGAAGCGCAAAAUACAAAAAAGAGAGUGCAAGAAAUGGUUAUGGAUAUUAUUUGCAGUGAAAGUUCACAUCAAGAACCAGUGGCAUCCUCAUCAAACCAGCAACCUUACGACCCUUUCUCACCAUGGUCAAUUUUAUGUGAUAUUGUAGGCACGCAACACACGGUCGGGACUCCAUUGUCAAGAUCUAUAAAAGAAGUCGAUACUUAUUUAAGUGAUGAAAUGUUGCAGCUGUUUGACGAGCAAAGAAAAUGGAAUUGCCCCCUGAAAUGGUGGAAAAAUCAUAGAUUUACGUACCCUCACCUAGCUAAACUGUACAUGAGCUAUGGUAACAUUUUAGCGACAUCAGUUCCUUGUGAACGUAUUUUCAGUAAAACCGGCCUUACCAUUAACGAACGUCGAACGAGAUUAACGUCAAAAAAAGUGGCACAAUUAAUGUUUUUGAACGUUAACUUACAAGACAAUUAA
Messenger RNA from Parnassius mnemosyne (clouded apollo), 1947 nucleotides. NCBI's taxonomy places the organism in Eukaryota, Metazoa, Arthropoda, Insecta, Lepidoptera, Papilionidae. The record is from the annotation of a GenBank genome assembly.